Acanthoscelides obtectus is the source of this 1077-nucleotide messenger RNA. The record is from the annotation of a GenBank genome assembly. NCBI's taxonomy places the organism in Eukaryota, Metazoa, Arthropoda, Insecta, Coleoptera, Chrysomelidae.
AUUUUUCCCGCUCGCACCAGCACGAAGUUCAAAGCAAAAAUAUGCUCCCCGCCCCUGCCCAUACCCGGCACAGACCGGUACCUCAUCUCCUAUACCAAGACUCGUCACUGCAAUUUUUCGUGCGCUCGCAGCAGGACGGAGAGAAAGAUGGGUCGCGUAACAAAGAAAGUGACGCGUAAACACAGAAAAAAAUUACAGAAAUUGCUGCAACUUUUAGAUAGUUCAAGUGAGUUAGACGUCUCGUCGUUGGAGAGUACAGGGACGGACUCGGAUUCAGAUGCGCCCUUAUCAAAGCAUCCAACGCAAGUCCCGGAGCCUGGCUCAUCCCAGGAUCAGGGUGUACAAAAUAUACUACAAUUCCUGGGUAAUCAAGCAUCUGCUAUAAAAGGACCAGAGGUCAGUACAGACGUAGCAGCCCUGAUAUCUGAGUUUUUACUCAAGGGAAUUGAUAAAGAAUCUCGCAAAACUACUCUGGAAUCUUAUCCCUGUUUGGCAAACUGUCCAGCCCUUCAGCCUCCAGUGAUUAACCCAGAGGUUCGAUCUUGUUUAAGUACAAAUGCAGUUAAAGAGGAUACAUUCCUCAGUAAACUUCAAUUACAGUUAGCAUCUGGGAUAAGUGCACUGGCCGUCGGCUUCGAUAAGCAAUAUGAAAUAACGAAAUCGAAUUCUACAGAUGAAACACGAGCUGAUUUGGAAAGAUGCUGUGCUCCACUAAAAAUAAUCGCAGAUGUUUUUCACGCGAUUUCUCUUCAUCGUCGUUAUUCCAUUCUACCAUUUUUGGAUGGCAACGUUCGCAAAUUUUCUGAUACUUGCCCAAUUGAUGAAUUUUUAUUUGGAAAAACAUUCCCGGACCAAUGGAAAUCAGCAAGUGAAGCUCAACGAUUAGGCUUUUCAAUCAAAAAGAAGGAAAAAGCCCUAGGAUCAGCAUCUCCCAAACCAGUCGUCUAUAAGAAAUUGGAGACCAAGCCAGGUCCGUCGAGGGUCUCGUCGUCUUUAAACUCCCGGCGCCAGCAACACAAAUCUCGCAUGAAAAAGGAGGAGAGGUUUCGUUCAGCAAGGUCAUACCGGAAGCAGUAG